AGAAAAUUUGCCAUACAUGUUUUCUGAAAAACUUGGAUUUAUUGAUUAUUGUCAACAGGCAUUAAACGCUCAAGCACGAGGAAUAUCAAGGGUUAUACGACACUGUACAAGAAGAAACAUCACCACCUCCGCCCCCGAAAUCAAAAAAAGGUUUUGCCGGAAUGGUCGGUGGUCUUCUUGCAAAGAAAGGGAAGCGUGCCCAUUCUUCGACGAGUUCAAGUGGUACAACAGUAAGCUCGCACAACGAACUUGCUAUGUACCAGGGUGUGCCAUGCGAUUGCGAUGACGACGACGUGAAUUUUGACGUGCUCGGAUGGUGGAAGCGGAACGAACACAUGUUCCCAUGUCUCGGCAUGCUAGCAAGACAAGUGUUAUCCGUUCCGGUAUCAACCGUAGCAGUUGAACGAGAAUUCAGUGCUAGCGGCAAGACAUUCUAACCGACUUUCGAAUUGUCUUAGCGCUGAAUCUCUUGAAACACUGGUUUGUAACCAAGAUUGGCUCUUGGCAAGACGUCGAGCUCAAGAGUCAUGGUACCAACUCGAUUCGGAGCAUUACAUGAAUGCAACAACAGAUGGUAGUCCGAGUUCUGAAGAAUAAGUUAUAAUUUUUUUUAUGUUAAUGUAAAUAUGUAAUUAGUUUUUUUAGGUGAGCGAUAUAUAAGCUCCUUCGAGGGUUUCUUUACGGUUCUUUACCUCGUCGCUUUUUUUGAACCGUGAGGAUAUUAAAUGUGGUUGUUCUUC
This is a messenger RNA of Cuscuta campestris, 740 nucleotides long. Lineage: Eukaryota; Viridiplantae; Streptophyta; Magnoliopsida; Solanales; Convolvulaceae. The record is from the annotation of a GenBank genome assembly.